This is a messenger RNA of Oikopleura dioica, 285 nucleotides long. NCBI's taxonomy places the organism in Eukaryota, Metazoa, Chordata, Appendicularia, Copelata, Oikopleuridae. The record is from the annotation of a GenBank genome assembly.
AUGAAGAUCGAUUAUUUAGCAGAUAAAUAUUUCACCCCAAAUGCUGGCCCUUCUAAUCGGCUGAAAAAAGCCAAAACUGAAAAUCUGACAAUUAACGACGUUUCCACUCUAGAUCACGCUACUAGUGACUUUUUAAUCUCCGCUGAGCGAAACGUUUACGGAAUUAUGUUCACGCGGUUCAUUUUGCGGAACAUGGAGAACAAUCAAACACUUAUCGACGUCGGAAUUCCAAAAGAUGAGACCGAUUUGAAGUAUUCAGACGAAAACGCCUCACGUUUCGAAUAG